This is a messenger RNA of Morus notabilis, 1087 nucleotides long. Its product is annotated as glycine-rich protein A3. Lineage: Eukaryota; Viridiplantae; Streptophyta; Magnoliopsida; Rosales; Moraceae. The transcript has 3 exons. The record is from RefSeq and is a predicted model, not a curated record. Bases 229 to 759 code for a protein of 176 amino acids.
AUUAUUAAAAAUUCAAAUUCACGAAUUUCAUAGGAUUGUUGCGAAAUAGCAGAGAAAACAAGACAUAAAAGACUAAUAAAAUAAUAUUAAAAUCUCAUCACGAAGAUCACCAUAAAAGCCCCGACGGAAACGCUCUCUGUGUGCAUGCAAAAAUUUUCUCUGGAAACGGAAAAAAAAAAAAAAAAAAUCGUACCCGUAUUAAGAGUAAUCUUUAGCUGAACAACAAAGAUGGGGAAGGACAAGCACCACGAUGACAAAGGACUAUUAUCACAUCUUGCUGGAUAUGCUGCUGGAUACCAUCCCCCAUAUGGAUCAUAUCCGCCGCAAGCAUAUCCAUCUCCCGGGUAUCCUCCCCAAGGCUACCAACCAGCCGGAUAUCCUCCUCCCGGCGGCUAUCCACAGGCCGGAUACCCACCGGCUGGAUACCCUCCCCCGCCCUAUGCUGCGUACCCACCAGCAUAUCCUCCCCCUGGUGGUUACCCACCAGCGGGUUAUCCUGGUCCAUCGGCUCCAUAUCAUGCAGGGCAUGGACCUGGUAUGGGAUCGAUGCUAGCUGGGGGUCUCACUGGUGCGGCAGUUGCUUAUGGUGCCCACCAUCUUGGACACGGACAUGGAUACGGACAUGGAUACGGACACGGACACGGUUACUAUGGCCAUCAUCAUGGAAAGUUCAAGCACGGUAAGUUCGGGAAGCGUUGGAAGCACGGCAUGUUUGGGAAGCAUGGAGGCAAGUUCAUGAAGUUCAAGAGAUGGAAGUGAUAACCCACUGCCAAAGCACAACCAAGGCCAAGGCUAAGUUAGAAAGGCCUAGAUAUAACCAUUGCUUUUUAAGGAGCAGCUUUUUUUCUUUUCUUUUCUUUUCUUUUCCUUUUAUUUUUUCCCAUACUUCUUGUUUCCUUUAUCUGGUGACUGGUUGGUUUUUGGACUCCCAAAGCAAUGGUGUGAUUGUGUGGUUUUAUACUUUUAUCGCUAUAUGUACAAUUAAAUGUGCACGUGUAUAUUGGUUCGUAUGAUUUGCAUUUGGAAUGUGGAGAACAAUUCAGAAUGGUUUUGGGCCUUAUUGUGGAAAUUGAGAUUCUGAGCCCAA